AGGAGAUUCUUUGUUUAUCUUUUUGCAUCACACACUCAGAAAGAGGAAGUGUCUUCUGCAGUUGACUAACAGGUAAGUUGAGUUUUGUCCUAAGACGCUUCCUCGUUCCACCUGCGUUAACAACACCGCAGGUAUUUUAACACAAGACACACAGACUGAUAAGACUUCUCCUGUAACGACUGUGUUCUGAACGUUAAAACAUACUAUUCUGGUAACCUGUACCACCCAGACCUGAUGUCAGGAAUCACCCGUCCAGAUGAAGGUGUGUGUGUGUGCUGAUGUGGACGUGAAUUCAGCAGAAUGGACCAGUGUGAGGACGGAGAGGAGGGAGUCCCUCCCUCUAAAACCUCUCUGUGUGGGGAACAUGAGAGUCGGAGCAAAGCUCAGAGGAAUCAACCUGGACCUGGACCUGGACCUGCACCUGCACCUGGACCUGGACCCAGACCUGAACCUGAACACGGACCCAGCUGUGUGUCCUUGAAGAGCGACCGUUCAAAGGGCUGGUUAAUUGAAUUUAAAAGAGACCAACGUUCUGCUGUAAAGAGGGUCCAUCAGAAAGGAGACUCUCUUGAACAUGAACCCAGCUGUUUGUCCUUGAAGAGCGACUGGUCAAAUGAAAGAUUAAUUGAAUUUAAAGGAGACCAGCAGUCUUCAGAGAGAGUGGACCAGCAGAUCUCAGAGUCCCCCAGCGGUCCGUCUGUCCAGCAGCAUCAGACACAGCUGGACUCCAUCUUUCAGCUGCUGGAGGACAACAUUGUCCUGUUUGUGAAGAACGAGUUGAAGAAGAUCCAGAGGGGUCUGAGUCCAGAUUACCCAGAAUCCCUAGAGCAUGUGUUGGAGGGUGAGGAUGAAGAGCAGAGGAGGAGCAGCAGAGAGGCGUUUGUGAAGAUCACAGUGAACUUCCUGAGGACAAUGAAGCAGGAGGAGCUGGCUGAGCAUCUGCAGAGCAGUUCUUUUUCAGCAGUUUGUAAAAAGCGGCUGAAGUCUAAGCUGAAGAAGAAGUCCCAGUGUGUGUUUGAGGGGAUUGUUAAAGCAGGAAACCCAACCCUUCUGAAGCAGAUCUACACAGAGCUCUACAUCACAGAGGGAGGAACCGGAGACGUCAACGUUGAACAUGAAGUCAGACAGAUUGAAGCAGCUUCCAGGAAACCACACAGAGCAGAAACAACCAUCAGACAGGAAGACAUAUUUAAACUACCACCUGGAAGAGAUGAACCAAUCAGAACAGUGAUGACGAAGGGAGUGGCCGGCAUCGGGAAAACAGUCCUAACACAGAAGUUCACUCUGGAUUGGACUGAAGGCAGAAUCAACCAGGACAUCCAGUUCCUGCUUCCUUUCACCUUCAGAGAGCUGAAUGUGCUGAAAGACAGAAAGUUCAGCUUGGUGCAACUUGUUCAUCACUUCUUCACUGAAACCAGAGAAAUGUGCAGCUUUGAAGAGUUCCAGGUUGUGUUCAUCUUUGACGGUCUGGAUGAGAGUCGACUUCCUCUGGACUUCCACAACAAUGAGGUCCUGACUGAUGUUACAGAGUCCACCUCAGUGGACGUGCUACUGACAAACCUCAUCAGGGGGAACCUGCUCCCUUCUGCUCGUCUCUGGAUCACCACACGACCCGCAGCAGCCAAUCAGAUCCCUCCUGAGUGUGUCUCCAUGGUGACGGAGGUCAGAGGGUUCACUGACCCACAGAAGGAGGAAUACUUCAGGAAAAGGUUCAGAAAAGACAAGUCCACCAAAAUCAUCUCCCACAUCAAGACAUCACGGAGCCUCCACAUCAUGUGCCACAUCCCAGUCUUUUGCUGGAUCACUACUACGGUCCUGGAGAACGUCCUGGAAACCAGAGAGGGAGGGGAGCUGCCCAAGACCCUGACUGAGAUGUACAUCCACUUCCUGGUGGUCCAGGCCAAACUGAAGAAGGUCAAGUAUGACGGAGGAGCUGAGACGGAUCCACAUUGGAGUCCAGAGAGCAGGAAGAUGAUCAAAUCUCUGGGAAAACUGGCUUUUGAGCAGCUGCAGAAAGGAAACCUGAUCUUCUAUGAACCAGACCUGAGAGAGUGUGGCAUCGAUGUCAGAAAGGCUUCAUGGUAUUCAGGAGUGUUUACCCAGAUCUUUAGAGAGGAGAGAAGCCUGUACCAGGACCAGGUCUUCUGCUUCAUCCAUCUGAGUGUUCAGGAGUUUCUGGCUGCUCUUCAUGUCCAUCGGACCUUCAUCAAGUCUGGAGUCAACCUGCUGGAGGAAAAAAGAAACACCUCCAGGUGGUUUAAAAAAAGAGCAGAGACUGACCUCUAUCAGAGUGCUGUGGACAAGACCUUACAGAGUCCAAACGGACACCUGGACUUGUUCCUCCGCUUCCUCCUGGGUCUUUCACUGGAGACCAAUCAGACUCUCCUACGAGGUCUGAUGGAACCAAAACAAAGAAGUUCAAAAAACAAUCAGGAAACAGUUGAGUACAUCAAGAAGAAGAUCAGUGAGGACCUGUCUGCAGAGAGAAGCAUCAACCUGUUCCACUGUCUGAAUGAACUGAAUGAUCGGUCUCUGGUGGAGGAGGUCCAACGGUCCCUAAGGUCUGGACGUCUCUCCACAGAUGAACUGUCUCCUGCUCAGUGGUCAGCUCUGGGCUUCAUCUUACUGUCAUCAGGAGAUCUGGAGGUGUUUGACCUGAAGAAGUUCUCAGCUUCAGAGGAGGUUCUACGGAGGCUGCUGCCAGUGGUCCAAGCCUCCAAGAAAGUUCUGUUGAAUGACUGUAACCUCUCAGGGGACAUCUGUCCACUUCUGUCCUCAGUCCUCAGCUCUCAGUCCUCCAGUCUGACAGAACUGGACCUGAGUAACAACCACCUGCAGGAUUCAGGACUGAAGAAGCUGUGUCCUGGACUGGAGAGUCCACACUGUCACCUGGAGUCUCUCAGGUUGAGUUGUUGUAACCUCUCAGGGAACAUCUGUCCACUUCUGUCCUCAGUUCUCAGCUCUCAGUCCUCCAGUCUGACAGAACUGGACCUGAGUAACAACCACCUGCAGGAUUCAGGACUGAAGAAGCUGUGUCCUGGACUGGAGAGUCCACACUGUCACCUGGAGUCUCUCAGGCUGUCAGGCUGUCUGAUCUCAGAGGAAGGCUGUGCUUCUCUGGUCUCAGCUCUGAGCUCCAACCCCACCCACCUUAGAGAGCUGGACCUGAGCUACAACCAUCCAGGAGAGUCAGCAGGGAAGCUUCGGUCUGCUGGAUUGGAGGAUCCCCGCUGGAGACAGGACACUCUCAGGGUGGAGCCUGCUGGACAACAAUGGUUGACACCAGGUCUGAGGAAAUAUUCCUGUCAACUCACCAUCGACACAAACACAGUCAACAACAACAUCCAACUGUCUGACAACAACAGGAAGAUGACACGUAUGGGGGGGUAUCAGUCAUAUCCUGAUCAUCCAGACAGGUUUGAUUCCUGGCCUCAGCUGAUGUGUAGAGAAGUUCUGACGGGUCGUUGUUACUGGGAGGUCCAGUGGAGAGGGGGAGUUUCUGUAUCUGUGAGUUACAGAAGAAUCAGAAGGAAAGGAGGCUCUGAUGACUGUGUAUUUGGAUGGAACGAUCAUUCCUGGAGUCUGUCCUGUUCUGAUGAUGGUUGGUACUCUGUCUGUCACAAUAACAGAGUAACAUCUUCCUCCUCCUCUUCCUCCGUCUGUGACAGAGUAGCAGUGUACGUGGACGUUCCUGCUGGAACUCUGUCCUUCUACAGCGUCUCCUCUGAAAGACUGAUCCACCUCCACACCUUCAACACCACAUUCACUGAACCUCUCUAUCCUGGGUUCGGGUUCUGGUCUGAUUCUGGUUCUUCAGUGUCUCUGUGUUGAGUUCAGUCUCAAGAGUCUCCUCUUGAGACUACAAUCAGCCAAGAUGAAGUUACAACAAGGUUCAUCCUGGUCUUUAUUCUCACCCACAUCCUGUUCCAAACAGGACGUCACUACUGGACUGUCAGGUUUCUGUCAUGGCAAAGUGUUUGUUUGUAUGCAAGUUUACUGUAUGAAUAAAAUAAUC
Molecule: messenger RNA, 4015 nt
Organism: Cololabis saira (Pacific saury)
Lineage: Eukaryota; Metazoa; Chordata; Actinopteri; Beloniformes; Belonidae
Product: NLR family CARD domain-containing protein 3-like
Exons: 12
Coding region: 301-3831 (1176 amino acids)
Molecular function (GO): protein binding
Source: RefSeq, a predicted model, not a curated record